Habropoda laboriosa is the source of this 1098-nucleotide messenger RNA. Its product is annotated as aldose reductase-like. The coding region runs from base 139 to 1098 and encodes 319 amino acids. Gene Ontology annotation, molecular function: aldose reductase (NADPH) activity. Gene Ontology annotation, cellular component: cytosol. The transcript is spliced from 6 exons. The record is from RefSeq and is a predicted model, not a curated record. Lineage: Eukaryota; Metazoa; Arthropoda; Insecta; Hymenoptera; Apidae.
AGCAGAGCGAAGGCGGUGGUUUAGUGGGGGAGAACAUCUCAGUGGGAUUCAUACAUUCGUUCAACACAAUAGUGCGUGUAACAGAAAGUGCUAAACGUUUGAUCAUAGACGCACAAUUGAAUAGAGGCAUUGCGUACAAUGGCUGCAACGACGCUUAAGUUGAACAACGGAAAAUCCGUUCCCGUACUGGGACUCGGUACCUGGCAAGCCGAUGAUGAUCCCAGUGUCGUCGAACAAGCUAUAAGGGACGCGAUUGAUGCUGGAUACCGGCACUUCGACUGUGCCUUCAUUUAUGGCAACGAAGACGUGAUUGGCAAGGCUCUGCGCGAUAAGAUCGCCGAGGGUGUUGUGAAAAGAGAAGAUUUAUUUAUUACGACAAAAUUGUGGAACACAGAUCACAAGAGAGAAAAUGUGGUACCAGCGUGCAAACGAUCGCUUAAAAAUUUCGGACUCACUUACGUUGACCUCUAUCUUAUUCACUGGCCCAUAUCUUACGUCGAAAAUGCGACAGGCAUAUGGGCUGUCGACGAGGAGGGUAAUCCCAUGUUUGGAGACGAGGAUUACCGUGACACAUGGCGCGAAAUGGAAAAGUGCGUAGAACUGGGAUACGCGAAAAGCAUAGGUCUCAGUAACUUCAACUCGCAGCAAAUCGAUUCGAUUUUAUCGAUCGCCACUAUCAAACCGGCGAUGAACCAAAUUGAAUGCCAUCCGAACUUAAACCAGAAGAAACUGAGAGACUUCUGCAGGGAACGUAAUAUCGCUAUAACCGCUUACAGUCCGUUUGGUUCUCCCCGCAGAAGCUGGGCGAAACCCACUGAUCCAAAAGUCACUAUCGAUGAUCCAAAAAUUGUCGCAGUCGGGAAAAAAUACGGAAAAACUGCAGCACAAGUUGUUCUGCGAUACUUGAUCGACAUUGGCACGAUUCCCAUUCCAAAAUCCAUUUCUAAAAAUCGUAUCAUAGAAAAUAUUAACGUUUUCGACUUCCGUCUUACUCCGGAGGAAAUUGCAUCGAUUGACAAACUUGAUAACGGAAUUCGUAUUUGUCCUGCCGCAGAGUACAAGGAACACAAGGAUUAUCCAUUUAACAUAGAAUUUUAA